Ipomoea nil (Japanese morning glory) is the source of this 994-nucleotide messenger RNA. RefSeq lists its product as uncharacterized. The record is from RefSeq and is a predicted model, not a curated record. Lineage: Eukaryota; Viridiplantae; Streptophyta; Magnoliopsida; Solanales; Convolvulaceae. The coding region runs from base 391 to 864 and encodes 157 amino acids. The transcript has 5 exons.
CUUCACCAAUGCAAUUGGACUCGUUAAGAUUGUUUGUGGCAGAAUAGAUAUCCUCAACGGGCACUUUUAGAUAACCGGAGUCCUCUGAUUUUUAGCAACAGAAGCAAAAGAUAAACAAGUGGGAGAAUCACCUUGUCUAGAUUUCGGCUUCUCUUUUUGCUCUUCUGCUACAGAAUCUGCAACGAUCAUUCAUAUAAACCGAGGAAAGCUAUUUAAACAGGAACCACAUGACUGACCCCCUUGAUCGGGCUUACCCGGGAAUCCACAGCUCUCAUUCAAACUACUGAGAUCGGCCCCCAACCGGAUUUUGACAUCAUGGAUAGAGAAAUCUGAACAACCACCACGACCGGAUGUUAGCUUAUCGGUUCCACAGCUCAAGAAAUCUACCCCAUGAUUCUUCAUUUCAGUAAAGCAAUUCUUUUGCUCAGUGGAAUUCAGUUGCUUUCCAGAAAACCGCCCCAAUCUCCACCUUCACAACCCGGGUUAUUCAGUGCUGAUAACAUAUCUAUCUUGAGAACGCAACCCAUGGAUGAAGGCAGUGAAAAUCCAAGAUAUACGUCUUUAACUGAGAUGAAGAUGAAGAUAGCCGCAAUUGUAUUGAGGUAUCCACUUAUACACCUAUUGCAGGUACUGAGAAAGGCUUCAGCCAUUGUAAAGGGGUCUUCAACAUCACCUGUUAACAAUCUAUCUCAAGUGCAGGCUGCAUUGCUUCAAAUGGUUGAAAAGUCGAGUUAUUUCCAAUCUUGGAAAGCCAGUGGUUUGGCAACACAGUCCAAGAAGUCCAUUUCACAUAGUAAUUUAAGCAUAUCAAGAUUUGCCGGCCAAAGCUGGCUUCUUUCAAGCCAAAAAGAAAGUAAAGAGUAAAACAAAAAUGUGAGAUGUGGUGAGAUUUCUCAUUUCUAACAUACUUUUGCAAUAUACAAUAAUUGAAAACUUUUACAAUGUUAUUUGAGGGAAUAUGCCAAAUAAUGGCAGUUGCAAGGAUAUGACUUUG